CUGCAAGGAUUGCGAGGAGUUGUUCUUAGGGAGCACCUUCGCGUUCUCAGAAAGGUAUUGCUGGAGACCAUCCAACUUCUGGGUCACUGACUACUACAACUGGAGAGGGAUACUUGUCUUUGCCAGUUCAGGAGCAGCACUCCUUUUCUCCUGUACAAGGGUUAGAGCCUUGGCAUACUCAACUUCCUCUUCAUGUACAAGAAGGGUUAGAAGCCACUACUGCAACAGAAGCGAGGCGAUGGCAGCAAGGGAUGUUCGGA
Amoebophrya sp. A25 is the source of this 260-nucleotide messenger RNA. The record is from the annotation of a GenBank genome assembly. Lineage: Eukaryota; Dinophyceae; Syndiniales; Amoebophryaceae.